This is a messenger RNA of Lepus europaeus (European hare), 1181 nucleotides long. RefSeq names its product cerebellin 3 precursor (gene CBLN3). The coding region runs from base 340 to 957 and encodes 205 amino acids. The record is from RefSeq and is a predicted model, not a curated record. The transcript is spliced from 3 exons. Gene Ontology annotation, molecular function: protein binding. Lineage: Eukaryota; Metazoa; Chordata; Mammalia; Lagomorpha; Leporidae.
UUCCACCCUGCUGUCCACCGCCCCUGUCCAGCCUCCCGCUGACCUCUCCAGAGGGGCUGUCCUGGAGCUCCGGGUUGGCUGCAGGCCUCCCGCCCUGGCUUCGUCCCUCCUCUCCCUCCCAGGGCCCAACUGCUGUCACUUUACGCUUUGCCAAGGAGGAGGGGACUGCAGUGACAGCAGGUGUAGCAGAGUGGGAGGCAGGACAGCGUGUGGGACAGAGCAGUAUGGGAGGGAGGGAGGUACCAAGGCCAGGUGGUGGUGAGACCCGCAGAGAGGGCAGAGUGGGAGCAGGAAGGGGUAGGAGACAGGGGGGCUUAGGGGUGGCAGAACCACUCAGCUAUGUCAAGAGGAAAGCGACACCAGCUCCCCGGUCCCCUGCACAGCUCCAGGCUGUGCUUGGCCCUGGUGCUUCUGGCCCUGGGGGCCGUGUGGGCCCAGGAGGGUUCUGAGCCCGUUCUUCUGGAGGGGGAAUGCCUGGUGGUCUGUGAGCCUGGCCGAGCUGCAGCAGGGGGGCCUGGAGGUGCAGCCCUGGGAGAGGCACCCCCUGGACGAGUAGCAUUCGCUGCCGUCCGGAGCCACCACCACGAGCCAGCUGGGGAGACUGGAAACGGCACCACCGGGGCCAUCUACUUUGACCAGGUCCUGGUAAAUGAGGGCGGCGGCUUUGACCGGGCCUCGGGCUCCUUUGUGGCCCCUGUCCGAGGAGUCUACAGCUUCCGGUUCCAUGUGGUGAAGGUGUACAACCGCCAGACUGUGCAGGUGAGCCUGAUGCUGAACACAUGGCCUGUCAUCUCAGCCUUUGCCAACGACCCUGACGUGACCCGGGAGGCAGCCACCAGCUCUGUGCUGCUGCCCCUGGACCCCGGGGACCGGGUGUCCCUGCGCCUGCGUCGGGGGAACCUGCUAGGUGGCUGGAAAUACUCAAGCUUCUCUGGCUUCCUCAUCUUCCCACUCUGAAAGCCCAAACCUCCCAAAGGAUGGAAAUCCAGCCCCUGGCCCACUGCCUUCUGCCCUCCCCUGCCCCAGAAACAGCAUCUUUGGGGCAGGAGAGGGCCUCCCUCAGGCUGCUCCGUAUUCCACCUCCCUGCAUGGGACUGUGUGCCAAACACCCAAGGUUAAGAGUGGUGCUGGGGCAUCUCCAGACCUGGCACUUGUCACCCACCCACCCAGCCCCCAGUGCU